AUGGAUCAAUGGCUAGACUCGUUGUCUGAAGACUGGGUGUCGCAACCUGCCUCUCCUCGCUCAACCUCAAGCAAGCAGACUUCAACUUUGAGGGAUGCAUCAAGUCCAAAUAGCAAUGGCUCGCAAAGCCGCAUACCCCGCUACAAACCUCGCUCGGCGUCGAACCUGUCAAUAACUGGUAGGAAAGAGGACGGACUGGACUCAUCGCUGCGAAGAGCCAACAGCAGUGAGACUGCGCUGAGGGAGAAGACGUCGUCCAACCUCAACGCCUCGCGCAACCGGUUGCCCAAUGGACAAGUCAAGUUGCAGGGCCCAGGAAGUGCGUCAAGAAAGGCACUCGGGCGGCAGGUCUCUGCAGAAUCGACGCCAACGGUGCCGCAAGAUACCGUUCAAAUAAAAGCCUCACCGGCAAAGAAUAUCGAUGGGCAGGCUACACCGGAUUGGAAGAGGAGGGUACUCAAGGAAAAUCUGGGAAAGGGAGACCUGUUCAGUCCCAUUGGUUUGGAGAGUGUGUUCAAACCACCCACGAUUGGUUCAAAGCAAAAGUCGAAACCUGCGAUGAAGAAGAAGCCCUCGAAGAUACAAGACUUUCCGUCAAGCCCUCCUCCAUAUCCUGCACUUACACGCCAAGGUCCAAACACUCCUGAUGGCGACCCCAAGAAGCCCAAAUUGAUUCUGUCGCCCCGGUCAGAGCUUUCAGGAAAAGAAGAUUCAAGAUACAUGGCUCCACAGGAGAUUGAGCUUCCUUCAACGAUUGGAAAAAGGACGGAAAGGGUUUCCAGUGCCAACAUUAGAACUUCCGGUCCAAUACCAUCGCCAGAUGCAAUUAUGGGCAGAUCACCCAUGUUACCUACUGCUCCUACUCCUCCUCAACUGGGAGCGUAUGACGGAUCAAGUCUUCAGUCUGCAUCAAAUGGUACGAAUGAUAGCAAAAUCUCCAGUGUUUCGGAGAAGGCCCGUGAUGAGAACAUCAGCCCUUUCUAUGUCUCUCGACACAAUACCGUGGAUGGACGUGUCGAAUACGCCGCGAUCGAUAUGUCUAUGCGGCGGCUAAGGUCGCAGAUGGACAAGCUACGUACGCAGCAGCAAAACAUACCCAGCUCUCGCUCGAGUGACCACGAGAUCGAUUACGCGGAUUCUCGGCUCUCUGAUAGGUCACCCUGCCUAGGACAAUUGGACGAGCUUACGAGUCAAUCUCUGCCGGAUGAUCUGUCCAUGGGCACAGAUGCAUACGCUGCCAACGGAGGCUUCGUCAGCAUACACAGAGGAGGUUACUCCAAUGAUGGAUCGUUUCAAAGACGUCCACUGAGCCCAUCACUAUUGCAAGACUUGGAUGGACCAAUUAUGAAAUCUCAGACGUCCAUCACCCACGAUGUGGUACCGUCUCCUAAACUGCCUGAGAUGUUUUCUCAAACCAAAUCGAGCACGCCCUCUUCACCACCAAAGACUCCUAGCCACCAAAAGAAUGAUAGCGCUGGCAGUUAUGAGAGGCCUAGAUCUUCUGGCAGCCCCUUGAAGCUAUUCGAUAAGUACGAUACAUUCACAAAUGAUAGACUGGCACGGCGUAUGAGUAAGUUUGAAGAGACACUGCAGCGGGAUCUGCAAGAAGAUUCGAGUGCAAAGAGUGUCAAUGCACGGUCUUCUCCUUCCCCGGGGCCGAAGAGACGCUUACAAAGAAGCCAUCAUCAACAAAGCGACAACGAUAAAAAGAGUCAAAGGAUCAGUAGCUUUGGAAGCAGCGACCUAGAUGAUCAUCAAUUUCCGGCUUAUGAAACAACAGGAUCGCGUUCGCAAGACGCAGAUGCUCCUGAAUCACCACAGUCAGACCCUAGCGAUUUUCGAUUUGAGCGUCCAUCUCUUGAUCGCUCCUGUGGGAAGAUUGCGAGAGACAGGAGAAAAUUUAAGGCCCGAGGAAAAGACGAGGGUGACACGCUGGAGCAACAUCAUGAAAGCCGUUCCAGAGGAGCGCGGGCAAAGAGCACUAAGGAGCGCCAUCAUCGAGUCGAGCUUGGGCAGCGUAACUCCCUGCAAACUAACACAAGAAAGCGAUUGCCUUAUUCUCCAGCAAAGGAUCCUGCACCAAAACGUCGAAGAACUCUACGUAGCUCCGAGGAAAUAGAUCAGGAUAUUGCACAGCUCCGGCAGCAAGUGGAAAUCAAGGAACAGCCCGUCUCCAUGACAGGCCGAAAGAGGAAAGACGCGCUCUACAACAGCGACAACCAAGUCGCUGACCCAAAUGUACUUGCCAUGCGCCAUAUACGACAGCCCAAACUGCCAGCCUCGAGUCCGGUGAGCUCUCCAGUGCAGCAGACCACCUCAAGAAUAUCUGGCCUCCCACCUCAGCCGUCUCCAGUCCCAGUGCACAACCAGGAUGCCGCCUCUGCCAUAGAUCCUCCUACACAAAUCGUGGCUGGAGCUUUAGCUACUAUCGCUCUCAACACAGUGCAAGAUAUCACUUAUGGAUCCCGCAAAGCUUCUGUCACGACAGCAGAUUUCUUCAACGAAGCUCAACAGAUCAUGCAGCUAAUCCGUAACCAAGGACGCCCACGAAGCAGUCACACUACUGCAGAUGCGUCGGAAGUAGGCCAGCCAACAAUUGCUGAGGAAUCUGUUGUGGAAGACUCCACCAAAGAUGAGUUCUCAAGGCCACCUAGCCGAGAGGGACAUAGUCCUCCACGGUUGAGGAUUCCUGCGCAGACGGAUGCGAGGGUGAUCAGCCAUCUUCGCAAAUUUGAGGAACAAGAAACCUUGGGCCUUGCACUUUCUUCAUCGCUAAAAACGCUGCAGAUCGGUCAGUCCGGGAAGACAUCAGAGUGUUCUGCACCUGCACAUGAGGGGGGUGACCCUCAUGGCGGCACAGAAAGUGACCCACCAAACGUUCGCAUACGCGAGAAUAAUGUCCAAUCUCACAAGCGCAAGCAUUCGCCUUCAACACAUGAACUGUCGAUUUUGGGAUCGGAAAGACAGAUCCAGUCCAAAGAAUUUCACUCAAGUUCAGGUCCAUCGACCAGUCGCUCUAAUCCCACCGGAUCAUCCCACAGCUCUACGAACAGGUUGGUGAUUGCCCCUCAGACCGUCGCUCAUCUCCUGUCAGACCAGAUGGCGGGCAUGGUGUUUGAUCGUCAGAAGCAAUUGUGGGUUAAGCGCAAAGGUUCAGCCAACGUCGACAAUGAUGAGAUUCACGAUCGUACUGUGAGCGAUGGGACUGAGGAGGACCUCUUUGGUGAUAUACCCGACUUAAGUGUGGAUGAGAUGGAGGAGUUGAAACGAGUCAAGGAAUCAAUAUCGUCUGUUAAAUCCUCAGGCUCAGCAGUGAAUAAAGAUUCCAGUCACGACCAAGCAAUAAUAUGCGAAGCUAUCGCUAAGGUAUUAGAUAUCUCUGAAGCAGUUGGAGAGGCGAGACCGAGAACUGCAGAUGGCAAAAUGUUAGAGACCGUCGAAGACCGCUCAGCGCCUUCGAAAUGCUCUCAAUCUGCUUGGAGCGGUCCUCAGUCCGGUACACGAGCUACGUCCUGGGUUGAGGAGGCUUUACCGCCUAAAGAGACUCCACCAGUGUUCUCUACAGACCCUAGUGAUCAGCACGAAGCAGAAGUCGAACACGAGAUCAGUAUUCUCGAGGGCCGUGAAUCCCGGGUUCCUAAACACCAAAGUGGCAAACAUCGCCAGGCACGUGUGGUCACGGUCGCCUUUUCUUCGCCAUUAGUAGAUCAGAGAGAACCAGCGCACGAGAAUGAUGACGAUGACCUCGACCUCUGGGAAGGACAGAGUGAAUUUGAUCCAGAAGAAUCACCCAUCCGCUCAGCUUAUCAGCCAUCGAGGUCCAACAGCAGGCGCACAUCUUUUGGUGUAGUGCAAAAGUCAGGCCGACGCGGUACUUCGCGUCGAAUGUCAUUUAGCAACCAGUCCUAUCAUGCCCGCCCAAUGUCUCGCCUUGAUGAACAAGAUGAGUUGUCGUUGGUUCAAUACUCAAAUCAAGGCCAUCCUAUGACUCUGGAAGUAGCAGUAUCAACCCCUCUGCCGAUGUCAAGGAGCUUGAUGGUGCCGCCAACGACAGGCAACCGGUCUAGCGUAAGCUUUCACCUGAGUCCACUACCUGACUUCACCGUACAUCAGAUCGACAAGCCUCUUGACAGUGACCUUGGUCAAGUGACGAGGAGACCAAAGCAGUCUCGGACAUACCAGGCCGACAACAUAUUGUCGCUCGCUGCCCAAGAUCUGGUCAAGAAUCUUACAGACUUGGAACCUUAUGAGCCAUACUGGGAUUACAUACGCAGUGUCGACUUACAUGACCGAGAGUUGAAAACUCUGCACAUGCUUGAUGAGUUCUGUGGAGGAAUUGAGGAGCUCGAUGUUUCGAACAAUCAGAUCGGGGAGUUGAAUGGCAUUCCCAGUACUGUUCGGCGACUGAACAUCCAGGAGAAUUGCUUAUCGGACCUUGCAGCGUGGAACUCCCUAUACAAUCUUCAGUACAUGGACGUUUCAGGGAAUAAUCUUCAGAGUGUACAGGGCUUCCAUAGCCUUGUCCACUUGCGAGCUUUGAAAGCAGACUACAACGAAAUCCGAAGUUUGAACGGUCUCGAGGACCUGGACGGUCUGAUAAGCCUAAGCCUGAGAGGUAACAAGCUGCGAGCUGUUGACCUUGACAACUUCAAUCUUCAGCGGCUUGCUGAUCUUGAUCUGCGUGACAACGAGCUUAUUCAAGCAUCGAAUCUAGAUCAGCUAGCAAGCCUGAAGACUUGCGAUCUCAGCUACAACGACCUUGAGAUAUUGGACAUUUCCCGGUCCAAGCCUCUCUCCAACUUGGAGACUCUCAAUAUAUCCAACAAUUGCCUCUCAUUUCUUGAAGUGGCAGCUAUGCCAAAGCUCAAAAUCCUCAACAUUGACAAGAAUUCCAUUGCGCAGAUUGAGGAUCUUAAUUGCUUAAAGCAACUAGAGACCCUGUCAUGGCGCGAACAAACACUCACGCCUGCUUCUAGCCUAUUAGAAAUCCAAUACAACGACUGUUAUGAAGUCCGCAACUUAUUUCUCUCCGGCAAUCCCCUCCCAGAAUUCGCCCCAUCGACGCCGUUCCUCAACCUACACCACCUGGAGCUUGCUUCAACAGGCUUGCAGAGCUUUCCUCCAGAUUUCGGUCUACAGUGCCCCAAUGUUCGCAUUCUCAACGGCAAUUACAAUGCCAUCCGUGAUUUGCGUCCCUUGCUCGGGAUAGUCAAAUUAGAGAAGCUGCUCGUCGCAGGCAAUCGUAUCUCUAGAUUGCGGCGAACAGCAGCUGUACUUGAUCGGGUAGGAAAAGGCUUACUCGAGGUUGAUCUGCGAAAUAACCCCUUGACCGUGGGCUUCUACACGCCACAGGAACCUGCACGGGAGGAGAAGCGUGUCGUGCCUCAUGGUCGCAACUCGAUAGCAAGCAACGAUGAGGUUGGGUCUGAUUUCCAAAACACGGUAGCGUACCUCCUGCCAGCUGUGGAUAAGGCAGCCGACAACCUCUCACGUGAAAGAUUGGAUGAGGACACGAAGUUGAGGAGAAGGGUUUAUGAAAUGCUGGUCAUCAAUGGCUGCAAGACUCUGGAGAGACUAGAUGGACUGGAAGUAGACAGAGAGAUGGUGGGCAGGAAGGACGGCAUUUGGGAGAGGCUGAUUGAUUUGGGCGUUUUAAAAGCCAAGGGAGGUGAAGACGAAAAGUAG
Letharia lupina is the source of this 5685-nucleotide messenger RNA. RefSeq lists its product as uncharacterized. The transcript has 3 exons. Gene Ontology annotation, molecular function: protein binding. Bases 1 to 5685 code for a protein of 1894 amino acids. The record is from RefSeq and is a predicted model, not a curated record. Lineage: Eukaryota; Fungi; Ascomycota; Lecanoromycetes; Lecanorales; Parmeliaceae.